Colletotrichum godetiae is the source of this 982-nucleotide messenger RNA. RefSeq lists its product as uncharacterized. The record is from RefSeq and is a predicted model, not a curated record. Lineage: Eukaryota; Fungi; Ascomycota; Sordariomycetes; Glomerellales; Glomerellaceae. The transcript has a single exon. Bases 94 to 663 code for a protein of 189 amino acids.
AGACAUCGCCCGCAGCCAUAUCAACCUGUCCAUCACCCAACACUUUGGAAACAAUCCAUCACCCACAUUCACACAAUCUUACAUACACUCAAAAUGCGUCCCUCAACCUACUUCCUCGCAGCCCUCUGCUCAUUAGCAAACGCCCUCCAAGCCAUAGACGUACCAAACCGCGCCAGCGAAGCCAUAGCAGCAGCCAACGCAGCCAUAAAGGAUCGCCGCGACCUCAACGCUUGCAACUCCGUCGCAACCUCUCUCCUGCCCAAGAUUACCGACGGCGUGCCUACGCCGCCCGCCGAUGUGGCCGCCUAUAUCGCGCUCUCAGUGACUGUUACGGACGCCUGCUCCGAUCCGAUCAUCACGGGGUCCAUCGGCUCCGCGUACUCGACCUACGCGUCGUCGUACACCUCGUGGAGGGACAAGCACAUUACCGACUUCCGCGCCCUGUGGCAGGCCUGCAGCGACGUUCCGGGCGCCGUUGACGUUUUGCCUACGGGUACGAACCAGUGUAGCUCCGUCGUGGCGCAGAUUACCAGCGCGGGGCCGGUCAACGGCGGCGGGUCGGGGGGCAUCGGAUCACACAAUGCUGCUGCUAGGCCUAUGGAGACUGGUGCUGUUGUUGCGGCGGCGGCUAUGGCUGGGUUCGUUGUUGCUGCUAUCCAGUAAGAGCUGGCUUGAUACUUGAGGCGUGCGCCUUUGACCGAAGAAUUGGAACCUGUAGGAAGGGAUGGAGGCGGGGAAUGGAAGGUUUUAUUGGCACUAGUUGAUACCUUGAUCAGGAGGAAGUAAUGAGAAUUAUGACAUUGCUGGGAUUUCACGGCCUUUUCAAGCAGUAUCAGAUGUGAAGGAGAAACACACUUGAUGCUUUCAUUCCCCUCGUUGGAGCUGUCCAUAUUGACUCCGUAUACGCCCGCUUCCAUCUGAUAUCUCAAUGUUUCCUCCCACAUGCCUCUUACGCACUUGACAUUAUCAUUAGGUUUGUUUC